AUGAAAGAUGAGCAAGACACGCCAUCUUACGCGCAGGCUCUCACUGGAGACAAGGCAAACCAAGCUGUUGUCGACGAUACUGGGACUUCAGUUCGGGGCUCUGCUGAGGGUGAGAAGGGCGCAAAACUGGUGCUGCGUCCGAGAGGACGCUUCACCCCUGAGAGCAGGCCAGCGCGAAGGCAAACGGCACCAGGAGCGACCAACGAGCAACCCAAGCCGUGCCAGGAUCACGCUCCUGGCCUUUCUACUCCAGCCCCUGUACACAGCUCUCACACAAACGCGCCGGCGUCACCCUCGCCACUUCCUACCAGCCACGCCCGGGAGCUGGUGGAGCUCACAUCUACUCCUGAAGCAACACAGAACUCCCCUUCUCCGCUAUACAAUGGUUCCACCAGCUUUCAGUCAGUGGCAUCGACGGCACAGCCAACCGCAACCUCUGGAGAGAGAUCGACAAGAUGUUCGACGAUCCCACCUGGAAAUUGGCGCGACCACCAGGCCGCCCGAUCUGCCAACUUAACGCGCAAUCCACUUCACAGCAGCGAACUCAGAACGCGCGACCAUGGGAUCCGUUUCUCAGAGCAGAAGCCUGGCGUGAUCUUCUGCCGCUGGGAUAUCCGCUACGCCACAGAUCCGAACGUCAAGCUGGGAGAUCCUUACAUUAUUGAGGGCUCCGAUGGGAGGCUGGUAUCCAAGAAAGAGCGCCUUUUUGCAAUCGUCGACACCGAUGAGGAGCGGCAGCUGGUUGAGGAGUCUCCCUUGUACACUUUCGAUGACAAGGGUCUCGCCGAGAAGCCUGAGAGUUCGUGGUGGCAGUAUCUAUCAGUGAUACCGAAAGGCAUGGACGAGAGGGACUUCAAGAACCAGAGUCCGGAUAACCCGGUCUUGAGGGUGCAUCAUGGUGUUGGAUUGAACAAGACUACGAUCGUGGUGAAGUACACGGAGCUUUUCAAGCGACCGAUGGACUGCGAUGAGUUGAGGCGGGUUGGAGAGUUUGAUGCACGGAGUACGGAGAUUUUGGGCGAUUUCGUAGAUCGUGUGAUUCCCAAGGAAGCGUGUACUUGCGGGUGUUACGAACGCUCGGCGGAUGGGGCAGGCUGA
Messenger RNA from Zasmidium cellare ATCC 36951, 1098 nucleotides. RefSeq lists its product as uncharacterized. The coding region runs from base 1 to 1098 and encodes 365 amino acids. The record is from RefSeq and is a predicted model, not a curated record. NCBI's taxonomy places the organism in Eukaryota, Fungi, Ascomycota, Dothideomycetes, Mycosphaerellales, Mycosphaerellaceae. The transcript has a single exon.